AUGGCUGAAGAAGCAUCGCUGCUAACAGCCCCGUCGGCUAAUCUGCAAAGCAAUAUAAACUUGCAAGAGCAAUGCCCGUUGUUCACAAUUCUUCCGGCAGAGAUCCGGUCCCUGAUUUAUACCUAUGCUCUCACCGACUAUGAAGACAUCACUCACGAUGGCCAGUCUUAUGACCGCAACACUUACUGGUACCGUCCUGGCUAUAAAGCGAGGCGGCGUACAGCAACGGAGCUUCUGCGUUCUUGCAAGCGUGUUUUUCAAGAAACGUGGUUCAUGCCUUUUGCACUUGCAGAGCACUCUUUCUAUCUGAUGCAUCAAGACAGAGCACCGCCAAGGCGAGUCACGCUGGAGCGAAUGAGGCAAUAUUUGGCGACAUUGAGGGACUUUGCACGGAUCCAAGAUGGGAAGGAUAUACCGCAGAUACAUAGUAUCAGGGUAUUUGCCCAGUUGUGGGCUUUGGAGGAUCCGCGAAGGCUGCAAGAAGUGCUAAACCUUGAGGGGUUCCGCCCAAGAAAUGUGACUAUCACAAUUCGAUACACCGACUUUUGGUUCUGGGAGCGGAAUGCGCCAUUGCAUAUUGAUGCACGUUGGGUGAACACUGUGAUAUUUCCAGAAUCAGUCUCCACCAUCAAAAUGGAUUUCGAGAUGGUCGACCGGCGUAAGAAGGAAAUUGACUUCAUCACAGACUUGGCAGUUGAGAAAUGGGUUUUCCGGCGCGCUGAUGGGAUUAUUUUUAGAGCCAACAAAGAGGAUACAGUGACAAGCGGGUGGACAGGAAGCUCUACUUGGGCUAAAGCGCGUUGGAUCAGGGAUGAAUCAAGGCCUAACGAGAUUGAUUUCUACGUCAAAACAGUAACUUGGAAGCCCACCUUUGAUGGUGAUAAUCCCUUUGCCGGGAGUUACAAGUGCCCGAACCUGGAUAUACCAAGUGAUUUUGUUCAAGAACCAGUGCUAUGGCUACAAGGAAUGGCAAGUGUUCCGAUUGAUUGGCUCGCUUCUGCUGGUGUUCCCAACGAGGCAUCCGCGGAGGAGGUUGCUCAAGCCGUGGGACGUCGACCAAUUCGUGCACGAGGACAACAUAGGCCAAUAAGAAGAAGACCGAGGCCAGAGACCGAUGAGUGA
Talaromyces atroroseus is the source of this 1122-nucleotide messenger RNA. RefSeq lists its product as hypothetical. Bases 1 to 1122 code for a protein of 373 amino acids. The record is from RefSeq and is a predicted model, not a curated record. The transcript has 2 exons. NCBI's taxonomy places the organism in Eukaryota, Fungi, Ascomycota, Eurotiomycetes, Eurotiales, Trichocomaceae.